Messenger RNA from Magallana angulata, 1110 nucleotides. RefSeq lists its product as uncharacterized. The record is from RefSeq and is a predicted model, not a curated record. Bases 1 to 750 code for a protein of 249 amino acids. NCBI's taxonomy places the organism in Eukaryota, Metazoa, Mollusca, Bivalvia, Ostreida, Ostreidae. The transcript is spliced from 4 exons.
AUGUCGUACGUUCGUUUCAUAAUUUGGUCUUGGCUAAUAUAUCAUUGUGCGGUAACUAGCCUUGUCUACCAACACACGGUCUAUCAAAGGCGUCUUAAUCCUACGUAUGACAACGGGACUACCCCAAUGUUCUCAACCACAGUUCCCACUUUCCAAGCCUGUAUCAACAAAUGUCACAUUCAGCCACCAUGUGACUCCUUGGUAUUUGACACCGUUACCUUGAAGUGCUCACUCUAUGAAGGAAAUACAGUUGAGGAAGAAAUCACUAUUAACCAAAUAUAUCACCAGGUCUUGAACAAAACGGUUCAUCGGGAUAUCAUCGAGUAUGCUCAAUACCUGUGCAGUGGGAAAAGUCCAGGGUUCAUUUAUAACGAGGCCGUUCCGCUUUGUUACAAAAUCGAUUCUGGUCCAAGAACACUCGUGAAAGCUAUAUCGUUUUGUGGUGAAUCCGGUGGACACCUUUUACAAAUAGACACAGAAAAAAAGCAGAGACUUGUCGAGAACUUAAGAUUAGAAGGAACAGACUCCAUAGCUGCAUAUCGCAUCAAUGGCAUAAAGAUUGGUGGAAAAUGGAAAUUUUUAGAUGGCACACCCAUAACACAGGUUUAUUGGUACCCUGGGGAGCCUGGUCGUACUGAUCUUGAUGAUUUGUCUAUUGGACUGAGAGUUGGACACCACGGGAAAUGGGACGACGUCCUUACUUCCGCGUUUCAUGGCAGUAUUUGUGAAAAAGAUAUCAGAUUUGACUAGUUGGGCAAACUAAUUUGUUUCAAAUAUAUUUUAUGGAUAUAAUGUAUAAUAUGUCUUCAUUGUUAAGAAGUAGAUUGACGAUUCCGAACAAAAUUUUAUUUCAGCAAUUGAAAUGUAAUGUAACGUAUCAAUGUCGAUUUACAAACUAGCGUUCUGGUAAGAUUUUUCAAGGAAAUUUUGUUAAAAUAUGUAUUCUUUGUUGAACAUUAUCAUAAUAUAUUUUGUUUGGUUCUAAUCGAUCAGAAGAAUUAAUUACAUUUUGCAUCGAGAUCAACGCAAAAACUACGUAAAUUUGUAAAAUGUAUUACACCUAUGAGUUAUGCAGACUGUACUUUGAAAUAAUCUUGGGAAUUUUAAAUA